Molecule: messenger RNA, 2163 nt
Organism: Suillus discolor
Lineage: Eukaryota; Fungi; Basidiomycota; Agaricomycetes; Boletales; Suillaceae
Exons: 10
Coding region: 1-2163 (720 amino acids)
Source: RefSeq, a predicted model, not a curated record
AUGCAAGCACUUCCUGCAGAUGAAGCACUGUGGCGUCCGUUCCGGUCACGCAGAGAUUUCGAAUUUUCUGAAAUUGCUCUUGAUGCUGCUCUCAACAAACACCAGAUUGACAGGCUACUUAGCCUCAUCGCCCACAUAUCGCAGGUUCCCUACAAGAAUGAAGAACGGGUCUACGAGGUGCAUGCACGUCCUUUAUGGGACUGGGCCCUCGAUCUGUUGGAUAACCCAUUGCUAGCACCCCAUUUUGUUUGGGACAUGCAACACGUCUACAAACAUAAUGGCACAGACUUCAAACAUUUCUUCAACGAACCGUGGACUGGUCACCAGUGGUGGGAUAUCCAAUCUCAUCUUCCGCCGGAUCUGAAUGCUGUCCCCUUUUGUUUUAUAUUAUACGCAGACAAGACUAGGCUCUCCUCACAUGGCACCAUUAAAGGGUACCCAGUUGUGGUGUGCUGCGCAAAUCUACCUGUUGAGAUUCAAAACGGUGAAGGGCUCGGUGGCAGUCGGGUGGUUCCUGAAGAGGCAUUCGAAGAGGGGAAACUCAGAUAUACUACUCUAAAGCGUGUCAUGUGGCACGAGUCAUUCCUCAAGCUUCUUGUUCACCUUGAUCAGUACUCGAAGACUGGGUAUUCAUAUUCAUGCUAUGACAAGAUCAUGCAUUGGUUGUUUCCUGUUAUACUGAUACUCUCGGGAGACUACGAGGAACAAUGCAUGAUGUCUCUCAUAUGUGGUUUACAGUGCAAGUGCCCUUGCCCAGUCUGUCUUGUCCCUCUUGACGAGCUUCAUGACUUGUCCAAUACCUUCCCAAUCAGGUCUAUGAAAGAUGCGCAGGUUGCGCUCGACAUUUACAGAUGGAACAGAACUGAAGGCGAAGAAGUUCUGAAAGGGUUAGGAUUGCGUCCCAUCGCAAAUGUCCUGUGGCUCAUCGAGAAUUCUGACCCUCAUGAGGCAUUAAGCCUGGACAACUUGCAUACCUUGCAUGGUGGCACAGGGGGGGAACAUUUACUCAGAGAAUUGAAGACGGUCCUCGCUGACCUUGGAUGCGAGGCCCAGGACAAUUUCGAGCAACAGUACCGAUGGCAACAAGAGGCGGGACUUAGUCAAGGUAUGUACAUAUGCCCAUCAACAUCAAUUUCUCGGCUGAUCAUUACAAAGCAAGCAUUUUAUGCGGCGCUCAGUGUCUUAAAAUGCCAAGUCAGUCCAGAAGGCUACCACCUUCUUCGAGUCAUUCGCAGUUACCUGCGGUUGGAUAGUUUGAUCAGGCUCAAUGUGCAUACAGAGCGGACACUUGCAAUGAUAGACACUGAAUUCCUCAUCUAUGAUACUGCACUCAAGGACUACAUUGAAUAUGCCACUAUGACAUCAUCCAUUGAGGGCAUCAAGACAGACUGGAACUUUCCAAAGACGCAUCUUUGGAAACACGCACAACACGACAUUAAAUCGAAAGGUGUGGCACGUAACUACAGCACAUGCCCAAAUGAGAAGCUCCAUGGCCCGCUAAAAUCAGCCUAUCUUUCUCAGUCGAAUGGAAAAGACGUUGCUAAACAGAUCCUUCGUAUUGAUCAUCAUAAAUGUGCAGCCCUGCUGUUGCGAGGAUGUCUGGAUACCCUCGACGAACAAUGCCGCCUACAGGCUUUAGGUGAUGCUGGGCUUGAUGACGAGGACCACAACCACAUCAAUUUGGAUGGGCAUUUCAAGCUCAGCUCUCCUCAAAGCCGUGCUGAUACUAUUCAGGAUAUUGAAAACAGGCUCAGUGCUCAAGAUUCAGUGUUUCAAGGCUUCCACAAGAAACUUGCUAAUUUCAUCAACAUGUCAUUACCUACUUAUGGAUACCAGUUGACGAGAUGGACCAUUAUUCCAACUGAUUUCCAGAUUCAUGAAUACCGCUACCUCAAGCUCAAUUAUGAAAGUACCGUCAACUGGAGACAGUCGACAGAUCACCUCCAAUCCAAUCCUUCUUUCCAUGGGUCUCCACGCUUCGAUUGCGCACUCAUACAGCUUACUGCAGAAAGGACCGUCUUUGUUAAGAUCAUAUUUAUGUUCAAAUGCGAAGUUCCGGAUAUUGGCGCCUUCCAAUUUGCACUUGUUCAGCCGUACACCGCUGGCAUUCAAGCUGUUCCCAGAAGAGAUUCAAUUUUUGUACCCCUCAAGUCCUUCAUCUGA